ACCGCCUCCAGUCUACAGGUCACUAUCCGUAUGUACAUGAGGUAAGAUAGCUACAAAAGCAAGCCCAUUGUGCAUACUAUCUACCUAUUUGUACUUAUUCUUUGCAAAUCUCAAACGAAUCACUCUCGAAAAACCUUCGUAUCAAUGGAGAUGACAAAAUCUCAUAGAUUUCCUUACCAUUAUUGCAAAUAUAAUCAAAACUUACCGCGGAUCGACCAAGUGUCUCCAAAUCCUAUAUAUCCUCAAGAUCGACAAGAAGACACCAAUAAAGAAGAGCCAAUAUCACAAUUUAUCUUUCCGAGAACAACCUUUGAAUAUAAAUUUCAUUCCGAUGAUGAGCCGGUCCCAUCCUUUGAUAUUGUGGGCUCUACGAAUCAUUGUUGCAGGAAUAGAUGUUCCAAUUCCGAAACGAGUGACUACAAUGAUUUUAACAUUGAACAAGUCCAAGCAUCAAUAUCGAGAUCUUUCCCAGGAAUGAUCAACGUGCCGACAAAUCUCGAUGAUGGACCCAACUUCGUGGACUUUGAGCUUUUUGAUUCCCAAUGCGAGCAAUGCGAGAAACUUCAUGACAUCUGGCCCGAUCCUUACAUCUCGAUUGACAGCUCGCAGCUUCAUCUUAAUGAUUACCAGAGCUGCAAAAGCUUCGAUACAUCUGAUACACCAAGAAGUUCUGAAAUCAGCUUAUACCACGAAGACUUUUGUUCACCUCCUCCAAACUCUGUUACUAGCUUUUGGAGUAUGAGCAAUGAACCCAUUAUUUCGCUUCCCACGAUUUAUUCAGGGGACUAUCUCGAAGUUUCGAAUUCUGGUUUCGUAGUCGGUGUUGGUCAGUGGACGUGUGGAACGAUGAUCGAGUCAAAUGAUCUAGAAAAUGAAUGGAAGAUUCUUCGAAACUCAGACGGCAAUAUUACCUCUAGAACUAAUAAAGCAAUCGAAGAAACACUAGAUUCUUUCGAGCUUAUUUUCUAUGGUGUCGAAUGACGAAGGUAACAACAGAUAUGGAAUGUAGUCAGCCUACAUAUGGCCUUGGUAGAUCAAUCAAAGACCGACUUUCGUUAAUCAAAUAACCCCUGUUGGGUAAUCUAGUAAUAUAGGCAUUCGGAGGUUGCUGUCGCAUAAAGAUCAACUGAGGUGAAUUCUAGACGGUAUUCGUCCACUUGAUCUUGUGUAAAGUGGAUAUCCCAGUGUCGCCCAUCUAUUUCAUACCCGGUAUUGACAAGG
This is a messenger RNA of Botrytis sinoallii, 1221 nucleotides long. RefSeq lists its product as uncharacterized. Lineage: Eukaryota; Fungi; Ascomycota; Leotiomycetes; Helotiales; Sclerotiniaceae. The transcript has 2 exons. The coding region runs from base 145 to 981 and encodes 278 amino acids. The record is from RefSeq and is a predicted model, not a curated record.